Drosophila eugracilis is the source of this 2157-nucleotide messenger RNA. RefSeq names its product glycoprotein endo-alpha-1,2-mannosidase. The record is from RefSeq and is a predicted model, not a curated record. Bases 74 to 1525 code for a protein of 483 amino acids. Gene Ontology annotation, molecular function: alpha-mannosidase activity. Gene Ontology annotation, cellular component: Golgi apparatus. NCBI's taxonomy places the organism in Eukaryota, Metazoa, Arthropoda, Insecta, Diptera, Drosophilidae. The transcript has 4 exons.
GGAGGUCGGAAAAACAGGAGGCGAAAAACAAAGAAAACGACCGAAAAAUGUGAGAAAAUGCACGCGUGCGAAAAUGUUGCUGAAAAAGUAUGUGAAAACGCGACGUAAGGUGAAGAUCCUUCUCCUGCUGGCCAUUGUCGGUCUACUGGUCAUCACCAUCAUAGUCCUGGGCUCAAGUGGACGUAAUGCGGCCAUCGAAUUGCUGCUGGACGAGCGGUUCAUCGCCCGAGCCUACAGACCCGGGGACCAGCCUCAACCGCCGCAAAAGGCACCGGCAAAGGCUGCGGCACUGAUCCAGCCUCAGCGGGAGAAUGGAGUGAUUGUGCCCGAGAAGUAUGACGAACAGAAGAUCAAGGAAAGGAUCAUUCAGAGCAAAAUAGAUCUUAUGAAGCAGCAGCAGCAGCGGGACCACGAGGCGGAGCAGGCGGCAAGGACCACCUUGGAUGUAGUGAUCACAGCAGUGCAUAUUUUCUACACAGCUCCAGUGCCAUGGUACAAGUCGAAGAAGCCACCUCCGCCGCCGGCUGAGCACCCGAACGAUGUGCCCUUGACGACACCACGACCAGUGAGGAUUCUUAACACAGCCUUUUAUCCGGCACUUGGUCUGUACAAGCCCAGUACCUCGCUGCUAUCCCAGCACUUUGAAAAUAUUCGGAGCUGUGGCAUAGGAGUGCUCAUCCUCAGCUUUACGGGUAGCAAGCCGGCGGAGGCGGCACUUAUCCAUCAAAUCCUGGAACUGGCCCCUCAGCAUAAUCUAAGUGUCACUUUCGAACUCAGUGUGGCUGGUAAUCAGAGUGUGGAAUUUGUCCGGCAGCAGCUGCAGGAGAUUUCCACAUACUCCACGCUGCCUGGCUUCUAUAAGGUCUACAGUCAGUCGAGAGGUGUCUCCAUGCCAGUUCUCUACGUGAGCAAUGCCUACAAAUUGAGUGAUAGUCUGGGAAGAUUGCUCUGUCGAACGCCCUCGCUGGUGGAACCAGAUGGAUUGAGAAGGGUUCUAGAUGCCUUCUUUAUAGGACACAUUAGGCUUAAAAGCCAUGCUGAUGUCCUGCGACGACUGUGUUUCGAUGGCUUCUACAGCAAACUGCCCAGCAAUGGAGCUGUCUUCGCCAGUACCUGGAAGAACUGGUCUUAUCUGAAGUCAUUUGCAUUAUCCUACAAAAUGCUAUUUGUGCCCACUGUGGGUCCGGGAUUCGCAGAGAGAAACAAGUUCCCAAAACAUGGUGACAUUCAAAGGCAUCGCAGCAAUGGAAGAUACUAUGGAGUGGCCUGGAGAACGGCCAUCCUGAAUCAUGUGGGAUUCAUAAACAUAGCCAGCUACAACAACUGGCCGGAUGGCAGUCAAAUCGAGGAAGUGAUGCCUCGUGCUGGCUUCCUGGACUAUAAUCCUGGCUCAAGAACCAAAUAUCUAGAUCUCACAGCCCACUGGGUGGGUAACUUUCUGAAAACGCGACAGGAGGCAGCGGCAGCAGCUUCUCCGGCAUCGCCCCAAAAUUGCUACGAGCUGUUGAAUGGGACAAUUUGCUAAGCUCGUGCACCAGCAACUUCCGGAACGAAGAUAAUCCUAGUUACUUUAGAAGCAAUAGCAACAAUUGCAGGCCACAAAAAUUACUUUCGAAAUGUUAACGAGUCUUCUGCUACACAUAUAUAUACACUAAACAUAUAUCGUUUUGAUAGUGAUAUUUUUAAUAACUUAAUUCGAAACAUGAAAGGGAGUGUCGAGUUUUUUUGCAAGCAAUUCCUUUCUUUCACUUCGUUCUAUCAAAAAGGUUGUGCAUGAAUGAUACUUAAAGCCAAUCCUAAAGAUGAAUUUCAAAGAUAACUUCGAAAUACUAGUUUUCUUGCCAAAACACUCGACAAGAUACAAAUCAAACGCAAAAGAAAGCAAUUAAAAUUGAUAUCAAUUAACAUAAAUUCUAGAGCCAGAGAUACUUUUUUAUUAAAUCUAUAUAAUAGCUUUCAAUUAUUGUAGUACAUAGAGGAGAACAAUAUCAUAACUUAAUGCCAUGCCAUAUUAUGUAGACACCAAAGGAAAUUAUCUAUGUUAAAACGGAUAUAAACACUUGUUAAACGAUUGGUACUUAAAAAAUUUUAACUUUAUUACCAGUACAAUAUAUAUAUAUAAAUACUUUAUCUAAGCUUUAAUAGUUUAGUGCCAAA